Messenger RNA from Gadus morhua (Atlantic cod), 4458 nucleotides. It is a transcript of the gene slc45a1, whose product is annotated as solute carrier family 45 member 1. NCBI's taxonomy places the organism in Eukaryota, Metazoa, Chordata, Actinopteri, Gadiformes, Gadidae. The coding region runs from base 383 to 2809 and encodes 808 amino acids. The record is from RefSeq and is a predicted model, not a curated record. The transcript has 9 exons. Gene Ontology annotation, cellular component: membrane. Gene Ontology annotation, molecular function: sucrose:proton symporter activity. Gene Ontology annotation, biological process: transmembrane transport.
CAUAUGGAUGCGGCAAGUGUUGAUAUUAGCCCGAUAAUGAUGGACAGAACAACCUCCAUCGUUCUGGAGACAUUGACAUGGUCGGCAGACGGGACGUCGGCGUGGUGCUGAUGCUGCAAGUCUCCCCUGCUUGGGAGGGGCAUGACGUCACGGGAAAGACCGGGAGGAAGAAGCAAUUGGGGAGUAAAGAAUAGGGGGGAGAAGAAGGGACGGAGGAUAUAGCGGGGGUCAUAAGAAGAAAUAACAUGAAUCCCGCACUUCACCGUACAUUAUUAUACAUCAUUACUAAUGCUAUGGUUUGUCUGUACAAUGUAUUGCGACCAUAAAUGACGAGCAAAUCGAUAAGCCAACGUUUUGAGUGCUGCGGACAGCUGGGUUGAGAAUGAUGUCAUCACCAGGCAUGGGUACCCCCAGUGACCCCCUCUUGUCUAGCCCUUUGGGGAGGUCAAGUGCGGCUCAUGAAUGUAGCAUAUGGAAGAGCACACUCCCCAAAACGGCUAGCUUCCCCACGUCCACCACGCGCCACCUCAGUCACCGUGCCAACAACUUCCAAAGACACCCGAAGCAUCGCAAACUGAUCCGACCGUCGCCCCCCCCGCCGCCCAACACGCCCUGUCCUCUGGGCCAGCUGGACCUCAGUGAGAUCCCGCCGAGACGCACGUUCCCAGAGUUGGUCUUCAACGGCUGCGUACUGUUUGGCAUCGAGUUCAGCUACGCCAUGGAAACGGCAUACGUCACCCCGGUGCUUCUUCAGAUGGGUCUGCCCGACCAGUUCUACAGCCUGGUGUGGUUCAUAAGUCCCAUACUUGGCUUCCUGGUUCAGCCUUUCUUAGGAGCCUGGAGUGAUCGCUGUACAUCCCGGUUUGGUCGGAGGAGGCCAUUCAUUUUUGCGUUGGCGAUAGGUGCUCUGCUGGGUUUAACUCUGGUUCUUAAUGGGCGAGACAUUGGCAGUGCAUUGGCCGACACAGCAACCAAUCACAAGUGGGGUAUCAUCCUGACAAUCUGCGGUGUUGUGCUGAUGGACUUCAGUGCAGACUCUGCAGACAACCCCAGUCAUGCCUACAUGAUGGACGUGUGCAGCCCGGAAGACCAGGAUCGGGGUCUGAACAUCCAUGCAUUGCUGGCAGGACUGGGAGGCGGGUUUGGAUACAUCGUGGGGGGGAUCAACUGGGACAACACAGAGUUCGGAAGAUCAAUGGGAGGGCAGCUUCGGGUCGUGUACCUUUUUACCAGUGUUACCCUAGUCGUCGCCACUGUGAUGACCCUGAACAGUAUUCCAGAACGGCCGCUGCCAAAGAACCAGGGCUCCUCCGGUAAAAGCCAUCUGAAGAGCCCCAGCCUCGCUCUCCCCCCCUCUCCCCCUGUCGCCCCUGGGGCAAUGCCUGGGCUGGAGGAGGAGGACGAUGAGGGGGGACUUUACGGCUACCAGUACACAGAGCAUUUUACCCGCCACCGCGAACCCUUGGGUCAGUCUAGCAGUGCCAGCGCGCGCCUCUGCGAAGGCCUCGCCAGCCCCAUUUCCCCCAUGAGCCCCCUCACGCCCAAAUACGGCAGCUUCAUAAGCAGGGACGGCUCCCUCACAGGCAUCAACGAGUUUGCCUCCUCCCUGGGAACCUCCUAUAUCGACAGUGUGCUCAUAGACUGCUACGUAGGCCAGCAGAGCCCACAGCCCGUGGACAGUGACGCAACAGCCCGGCCUUUGGCUCCGGGGGACUCACCCCAUCCUCAGGUGACUGCGGGCCAGCUCGAGUCAAAUGCUGGAGGGGGGACUAAACCCCCCAUCGAGGCCAACCCAGCCGCCCUUCUUACCCAGCAUGCAGUGGGACCUCCGACAGGAGAGGAAGCUGCAGGCGCCCCUCAGGGUGCGGCUGGAUCGCAUCGAGGCUCAAGUGCUGGCAUCCUGAAGCGUCCCCAGAGCCUUGCACUAAUGAGUGAUCUCAUGGAAACGGAAGUUGUCGGUGUGGAGAACGGUCGCAGGAGGACAGUGACAUUCAGCCAGCAGGUAGCAAAUAUAUUGCUAAAUGGGGUGCGCUAUGAAAGUGACCUGGGUGAGAAUGCGCAAGCCCAAUCCCAGAUGUCAAUUAAGCUGUUGUGUGUGGCCAUCUACAGGAUGCCCCCCUCUCUGCGGAGCUUAUGCACCAAUCACUUUUUGGGCUGGCUGUCUUUCGAAGGCAUGCUGCUGUUCUACACUGACUUCAUGGGGGAGGUGGUGUUUGAGGGUGACCCCAAAGCCCCCCAUGACUCUGAGGCCUACCAGCGUUACAACGCCGGUGUCAGCAUGGGCUGCUGGGGAAUGUGCAUCUAUGCUUUUAGUGCAGCCUUUUACUCAGCCAUACUGGAGAAGCUGGAGGAGCGCUUCUCCCUCCGAUCUCUGUAUUUCUUUGCCUACCUGGCAUUUGGUCUGGGCACGGGCCUGGCCACGCUGUCCACCAACCUCUAUGUGAUCCUCUCUUUGUGUGUCACAUACGGGGUGCUGUUCUCCUCUCUAUGCACGCUGCCUUACUCUCUGCUGUGUGAAUACUACCAGAGUCCCCAGUUUUGUGGCUCGUCUGAGGAUGGGACCAGACGAGGAAAGGGGGUGGACAUCUCUCUGCUCAGCUGCCAGUAUUUCCUGGCUCAGAUCCUGGUCUCGGUGGCGAUGGGACCGCUGACCACGCUGGUGGGCGGGGCCCAGGGGGUGAUGUACUUUUCAAGCCUGAUGUCAUUCGUGGGGUGUCUCUAUUCCUCACUCUUCGUGGUGUAUCAUCUGCCCCCACCUGAGGGUGAGCCCCCCGAAAGCGAGACCCAGCCUCUCCUGGUGCACAUUUAGAAAUUAGUGCAAGCUACACAAAUUAUUUUUCACACUUUUGAUGCUUAAUGUAUCUUUUGACACAGCACUUAUAGUCUUCACACGCUGCCACACACUGUACAGCACCAUUACUUCAUGUUGAUUUUUUCACUUCACAGGGCUGCUCAACUCAGAGACAGACAGACAGACAGACAGACAGACAGACAGACAGACAGACAGACAGACAUACAUUGGCCAAUUCAGUAUUUCUAUACAUGAAUGAUGUCCUUCCUAUAGUGUGUGCCCUUGCAUUUCUUUAUCCUAAAGUCUCACUGACUGCAGAAUGUACGAAUAGGAUAGUAUUUUGUGUGUGCGUGCAUGUGUGCGUUUAUGUGUGCGCGUUUGUGUGUUCUGCCUGUAUAAUUCUUGUGUGAUUGUUGUCUGAUUUCAAACUGCUAAACCUUUCAUCUUACCUUACUUGUUUCUGUUUAAGAUAGAAAUGAUAGUCGCACUUAACAAAAGCAUUUCCCUCUUUCCUUCUAUUAUUAUUUGCCAAAUGUCUGCAUGAGCUAAAUUAUGCUUUCUCUAGGCCAAUUUAAUUGGUCACAUGGCCAAGAGAAUGUCUAACUGCCUGUUUCUCUGAGCAUAUAUUAGCAUAUAGCAUUCACAUUAUUUAGUGACAGAAUGUGCUACCAAAUUCAAACCAAUAUUUGAAGCCCAGAGUAUGACAUGGAAAAUGACAAGUUGUGUUUAAGAAAUUUGGCAUUAUGUUGCAAACACAUGUGAUAUUUUGACACAGGCUCAUAGAACACAAGACUUUAGUAUUUUUUUUUUUUACAUUCUUAUGGAUAUACAUUUUUGCUGGUGUACUCUUAUUCGAGUCCUCAGCAGGGCUCUGAUGUCAUUUACGUAAUUAACGGACUAAAGCCAUGAUGAUAGUAUUAAAACACACAAAACAAUGAAAAACACUCAGACUUGUGCAGUGCUGGUUACAAGUCUCUGGGGCCCUCACAAUAGCCACGGGAAGCACUGUGAGCUGCCCCUCUGCGGCGGGCCGUAGCGUUGUAAUGACAGAGUGAUUCUUGUCAUUAUCAGGUAGUGAAGUUGAAACUGGGGUGUGAAUCAGCAUACAGUUGGAACCAAACAGAGGAACCACAAAACUGAUUUGUUGCACUGAAGUUCACAGAAGAUUCACGUGAACAAUCGUUAACCCGGACGUUGGACGACGAAGAAAAGGGACUUUGGGGGGGUGGGGUCACGUUCUCAGCUGCAAGUGCUUAAUCUGGCCAUAAGUGCAUGCUGUAGGUUAUAGGAUUGUUACUUCACAACACCAAAUGAGGCUUCUUCACAAAAAGUAUCAGAGAUUAAUACUAUCUGAUAGUCCCAUCUUUCUCUGGGUGCUGAUUACAACAUCGGAGGGAAAUAGCUCAUCAAAUGAAAUAAGUUUCCACCUCAUUGCUUCAACACUGUAAUUACAUAUUUGCACAGUGGCUUAAUGUAACUGAAACAUCAGUUUCUUGUUUUCACGUUAGUCCUUCACGUUGAGCACCUACCUUUCCCAUGCCAGUCACCCCAGACUGAGGAAGCCUUUGCAGACCACGACCUGAAGAACUGUUUGGGCACAUGGCCCACAUACCCCGUUUCUAUGGAAACUAAUAAAGUGUUUUUGCUUGCUUAUUUAAGCAUAUGAA